Suillus bovinus is the source of this 1228-nucleotide messenger RNA. Its product is annotated as aspartic peptidase domain-containing protein. The coding region runs from base 97 to 951 and encodes 284 amino acids. The record is from RefSeq and is a predicted model, not a curated record. Gene Ontology annotation, molecular function: aspartic-type endopeptidase activity. The transcript has 8 exons. NCBI's taxonomy places the organism in Eukaryota, Fungi, Basidiomycota, Agaricomycetes, Boletales, Suillaceae. Gene Ontology annotation, biological process: proteolysis.
CAGCAGGAUAAAGCUCGCGUGGAUGCCAUUAAGGACCGCUACUUGAGCAAGCACGGCAGCCGUGCUGCUAGCACUCCUGUGACCAACGUUGGUAUAAUGUACCUUAUAGCAGUUGGUGUUGGUAGCCCCGCCACAACCUCUCGAACACAUGGGUUGGCGCCAGCACUGCGUACGUCAAUACUAGCACCAGCGUCGACACCGGUGAGCCUGUGUCGGUCGGCUACGGUUCUGGCUUCUUCUCUGGAACUGAUCGAUUGGUGUUGCUUCUACUUCGUCGGGCUUCACUGGUGUCGACGGCAUUCUUGGCAUUGGGCCUGUAAAUUUGACAGAGGCCAAGGCAAAAUUUCUCAGAAGGUUGUUAGUGUCUCUUUUGAGCCCACCACUUCGACGUCAGUUACCAAUGGAGAGCUCACCUUCGGUGGAACUGACACUACCAAGCACACUGGGUCCAUUGCGUACACUCCUCUUACUACCACCACAACUGCAUCGAGCUAUUGGGGUAUCAAUGAGAGCAUCACCUACGGCUCCGCGACGCUCUUAUCCUCCACUGCUGGUAUCGUCGAUACUGGAACCACCCUUAUUUACAUUGCCAGUGAUGCCUACUCCAAGUAUCAGUCUGCAACUGGUGCUACUCUGGAUGGGGUGACUGGUCUUCUCUCCAUUUCCUCCACCCAAUACAAUGCCCUCAAGAACUUGAGCUUCAAAAUUGGCAGCGGAACCUACACUCUCACUCCCAACGCCCAAAUCUGGCCUCGUUCUCUCAACUCUUACCUUGGUGGUAGCAGCACCGCCAUAUAUCUUGUCGUUACUGAUAUUGGUAGUGCGAGUGGCUCAGGGCUUGACUUUAUUGACGGCUACACAUUCCUCGAGCGCUUCUACUCCGUGUUCGAUACCGACAACUCUCGCGUCGGUUUUGCCACAACCUUGUACACUGAUGCCACCACCAACUAAAGUGGACUGACAAAGUACAUGACGUGUAGCUUUGUAAAGCAGUAUACGAAUUUGAGUUGAAGGUUGUGCGCUAUGGAGGUCAUAUUCCUCGGUCGGGUUUCGUGUAUGAUUAGCAAGAGUGUCGUAUCUAGUCAGGUUGUCUCAAAUGGGGAAAUACUCUGUGUUUAUAGUGUGAUAACAUGCUUCUGGAAUUACUAUACAUCUGAUAUACAUCUCAGAGCAUGCCAUGAUCCUCUUGACAACUCUGAGUCUUGGAACCAUUGCCCUCCCACAAAGG